GGACAGCCCCUCCACAUGUGACAUCAUUAAAGGGAGUAGUGGGGUACUCCCCAGCAUGUGUCUGUGUGUCAGAGGCAGAAAGAGAAAGCUGCAGAAAGUACGGCACAGAUUGGAUGUCUUCAUGAUCCCCACACAUAUACCAUGUCUGAAGAUAUCAAAGAGAGGCGCAGAAAGCAGGUGCAGCCCAAAAGGACGCAAGGGGAUGAUCAUCAAGAAAAGCUAAUAGAAGAUAUGGAAACAUCAGCCAAAAGUGAAGUGGAUGGAGAAGAGACAGGAACAAUGCCCUCGCCAUCUUUAGUAGUCCCUAUAUCAUCUCCUGUUGAUACUAAUGGAUGUGUCAAAUAUUCAGAAGGUACUGCAGUAACGUCAUGUAUGCUAUGUGGAAAGGAAUACAGAUCACCUGGUUUACAGACAGACCUCUCCUGGGAUAUCUGUCAAUGUUCGGUCAUCCUGAAGGACGACUUUGAAACAACAUUCAAGAAUGCUGCAGAAAACCGGAAAUUUAAGUGUAUGGAGUGCGGAAAAGCUUUUAAAUUUAAGCAUCAUCUGAAAGAACACACACGAAUACAUAGUGGUGAAAAGCCAUAUGAAUGUUUCAAGUGUAAAAGAAGAUUCUCACAUUCAGGUUCAUACAGCUCUCAUUUAAACAACAAAAAGUGCUUUCCCACCCAAGACAAACAAGCCAUUGUGACUUCUUUGGCUCCCUCUUUCUCCUUUCCACAAAAAAUGGAUUACGAAGAAAACUUCAAAGAUCAACUAAAGCCACAAAAUGCCACUGAUCGUCAUAAUAAAAAACGGGUAAUACACAGUCAAGAUAAUGAUUCUAUUGCAUUUCCACAUCUCUCUUUGUGUGGUUUUGAUUUUAAUAUCACACCUAGAUCUGUUCAGAGCAUGGCUAUGGGCAUGUCCAUGAACCCAAGCUUGUUAGAGACACCAGACAUUUGGCAUUUAGGCACUGACUGGUGGCACAAUCAGUAUCAUAUCCAGAUUGGUUCUAAUAGAUGGUCAGUAGGUGACUUCAAUAACUGUUUCUCCCUAAAGAAGCACAAUGUGGAACACCAGAGUACUACUCAAUAUAGUGGUUACCGCCCUGAAGCGCCAGUCUUUACACAGCACUGUCUAAGUAGAGUCACAGAAGAUGAUGCCCUUUCUUCAUCUUUGUACCAAAGAGUAAAGAAUAAUACCUCAAUCAUAAAUAACACAGCAACACACCAUGAAAGUCCAAUAAGCAAACCCCACAAAGGUGACCUUUUAGAAGAAAAACCCCCAAACAUUGCAAGCUCCAGUAAUUUCCAUAGACUAUUAUGUUCACCUUGUCCAAAUAUUCUAGAGAAGAUACAGUGGUCUGGACGAAGACAUGACACAUCAAAAUGUGAUUCAGAAGAAAUGAAGCCAAAGGGUAAUACUGUUAGUCAAUUUCCCUCCGUCCCUCUAUUCAAGGAAAACCAGCUUGAGCCACUGGACUUAUCCAUGCCUAAAUUAGACAGCACGACACCUAUAAAGACAGAUUCCAGUGAAGAAACCUCAAAGGACCCAAAAGAAAAGUUUGAAAUGAAAAGUUUAAAUCUGGAUUUUCUACCGCCACAAGUAUUAUUUAUUGAACCACAUAAUGAGUCAAUGAACAUUCCAUGUGUACUACCGGAUGUAGUGCACAGCAUUUUACAAACUCGCUAUCCAUGUGCGAAUAUGGGCCACUCUUUAAAUGGGUUUUCAUUAUGUCCCUAUAUGAACUGCUUCUAUGGAGACACUUCAAUUAACAUGAAAAAAAUAAAUCAAACUGUUGGGAUUAUGAAUAUCACCAGCGGUGAAGAAAAGCACACAGGUGGUUCCCGAAAAAAUUCAAGGAAGCUAGAAAAUGGGUUGUAUGCCUGUGAUCAGUGUAGCAAAACCUUUCAGAAAAGCAGCUCUCUCUUGCGACACAAGUAUGAACACACAGGUAAUAGGCCUCAUCAGUGUGAAGUUUGUAGCAAGGCUUUCAAGCACAAGCAUCACCUCAUUGAACAUGUCCGCCUGCACUCCGGAGAGAAGCCUUAUUGCUGUGACAAAUGUGGCAAGAGAUUCUCACAUUCUGGCUCCUUUUCUCAGCACAUGAACCAUCGAUAUUCCUACUGUCAUAGAGACAACGCCAAUGAAAAUGAUGUUAUGACAUGGGAGCAGACCAACCACCAUGAAAACUACCAAGUGCUGCAUUCUGCUGAAGAAGUGAGGGACCUGGUACAGUCCUGAUGUAGCUAAGGACAAACAUAAUAGAUAAUAGGCGUAUUUACUAAGGAUAAUAUAAAUAUAAUGGAAGGUUGAUAGUCAAAUCAUCUUUAAAUUCCACCUAAUACCAGACAGGAAAAAGAAAGAACAAUAGAAAAAUUGUCAUACUAAAGUGUUCUUUUAUUUUUCAGGUUAGUCUGUCGGCAUGGUGUGUUGGGGUGCCUAUUUGAAUGAAUAGCACUGCAGUGCACCAGGACGUAUUACCAUGCCUUACUUGGCCAAUAAGUGCCUAAUGUAUUAGUGCCUUAGGGAUUGUUAUGGUUACACAUAUAAAAAAUGUAAUUAAUAAUUUUGUGAGCGUGUCUUCAAAUGGACAAUGUUGCAAAGCAAAAUAUCUGUAGGAUAAGCCUCAGACGGAAGCUGUUUAUUAGUUCCCCAGUACAGGCACAUCGUUCUAAUUAGGGUUAUAUUUGCUGCAAUAGAACUAAACUAGCAAGUCACCCAAGAAUAAGGCCUCGUACACACGACCGAGUUUCUCUGCAAAAACCAACAAGAAACUUGCUGGGAGAUAUUU
Molecule: messenger RNA, 2776 nt
Organism: Rana temporaria (common frog)
Lineage: Eukaryota; Metazoa; Chordata; Amphibia; Anura; Ranidae
Product: zinc finger E-box-binding homeobox 1-like
Exons: 7
Coding region: 142-2226 (694 amino acids)
Biological process (GO): anatomical structure development; regulation of transcription by RNA polymerase II
Molecular function (GO): RNA polymerase II cis-regulatory region sequence-specific DNA binding; DNA-binding transcription factor activity, RNA polymerase II-specific
Source: RefSeq, a predicted model, not a curated record